GUUAUGGAGGAAGAUACAGGCCAGAGCAAACAAAGAAAAUUUCUGAAUGAGGAUCCUAAAGAUGGACGAGGGACUCUACAGAGACAAAAGCAAGAAAAGAGAGAGAUAAGAAAAUAAACAAAUGAAGAAAAAAAGGAAGAGAGAAGACUCCCUGAGUGCCCACUGUCAAGACAUCAAUGUCAAGAUUUAGGCUCUUACAUCCUGUUGUCUCUUGGAUAGGACAACAAUCAUGGAUAGUUCGGAUGAAAGGAAUACGUAACCCAUUUUUCUCCAGGAUCUUUUUGGUCAACCAUCUCAUCUAAUAGCUUCCAGAGAAAGUGACCAUAGGAGAUGCAUUUCACUGAAGCUGCAGAAAGAAAAAGUGAAGAUCAAGAACCUGUGGGAAAUGGCAGCCACCUUAUAGACAAAUGCCUAAUACUACGUGAUCAGAACCGUGCUGAGAGCCAGGGACACAACAGUCAGGUGCCCUGCCCUGAGGACAAGAGGAGCGUGCAGGGACUGAUUUGUGAACAAGAGGCUGCUCCUGGCUCAAGGUCCCUCUGGCCAGAAAUCCACCCCAUGAAGCCCUGGGCGGGGACUAAGAUUCCCAUUCCUGUGGAAUCGCCCCCUGAGAGGGACCGGGCACUUUUGGGGGCAGAGGAUUCUGUGGGCUGCUUGGAGAGGGUCACCCUCCUGCAGGCUGGACCUACAUUUACCGCAAGCCCCCAACCGUCUCCCCAGGGGAAGAAUACGGCCAAGUUGGUAUCUGCCUUCCGGCCAGUUCCUGUUCUCAGCUUGGAGCCUACUUGGCUUCUUCCUUCAUGGGAGAUAAGGUUUUUGACUCAACCAGGAAAAGAGCAGGCCUUGUGGCCUGGCCUGGACUCUUCUGUGCUUCAGGCCACAGCUCUGGGCCUCUCAAAGAUUCUCCCCACCUGGCUCACCCGUGAAGCUAGACCCAGACAAGCCCUCGACCUCCAAAACCGAAACAGAGGAAAGAGCAGGACCCACUGCCAGCUUCUCCAGCCUUUUGGCACAUGGACGGCGCUUCAAGAACGCUUCCACUGGAUCCGCGCUGCGGGCGCCUCCCGGCCGGGAGCUUUCAGGAAGGCAGGCCCGGCCAGGGCAGCCUGCGCAGCCCCUGUCUCUGCCCAGCGCAGGGUCACCUCUGCAGAAACCUGGACCCAGACCUCAGGCCGGUCUCCACUUAGGUCUCAUUUGUGCCACAUCUCCUGGGCUGUUCCUCAGAGACAGUGUGAGUCCAGGUAAUGGAACCUCUACCCUCUCCUGUCUUUCGGUGUCGGAGAGCGUGAGUGAGGCUCCGGAGAGUGGGAGCCGCGCCGCACGCGCACAUGGAGCCACAGAGGGAGGAGGGACAGCAGGCUUCUCCCUGGCCAGAGCGGUGAGGACACAUCUCACACGCACCUCCAUCCUGCAGAGCGAGUGGCCGGCCGGCCUCCCUCACCUGGAUCACAGCGGCAGGUGACAGACGCCCAGAAGCCCUCCUCUGCACCCGAUGGGACAGCCCUGGGCUGGAGGUCCCCUCAGCCACCCACCGUGGCCGCCAGAACUGCGGGGAAAAUCACCAGGCCAAAGGAAGUCAAUGAUUUCAGCAAACGGAAUUUCUUUGUCCUUUGUAAAAGUCAACACAUGAUCUGUUCCUGAUUGGGAUGUGAAAUAAAACUAAAAAUAACAGCA
Molecule: messenger RNA, 1674 nt
Organism: Myotis lucifugus (little brown bat)
Lineage: Eukaryota; Metazoa; Chordata; Mammalia; Chiroptera; Vespertilionidae
Exons: 11
Coding region: 331-1245 (304 amino acids)
Source: RefSeq, a predicted model, not a curated record